CACUCUCUUUUCUACAAAACUCCGAAACUUAUCGCAACCCUUCUGUAACAUUCUUGGCCUCUCUUCCCACAACACACCCAACUCUUUCUUUCUCACUAAAUCGCAACCUGGUUUUUCCAGUACCACCUCUAUCCACAGCCGUCUGAUCCUUAAACACGUGGCAGACAGACAUAAUCCCACGUGUCCCCGUUGUGCAAUAUUUAACUACUGUAUUUCAUUUUCCAGAAUCAAAAUUCAAAGUCCUUCCCUUUCCCCAGAGACUAGAUUUUUUGGGCGGGAAAAUCCGAAACCCUAGUUCUGAAAUUGGGGUCUGCUCUGAAUGGAAGGGAGCGAGAGCGAGGCGGUGUAUGAUUCGGUGGGCCUGAACCCGCAGCUGUUCAUCAACGAGGUCAUCAACACCGUCGACGAUUUGGUCGACGAUGCCUUCAAUUACUUCCAUGAGGAAGCAUCGACCGGUUUGAAAGUGCAAGGCACUGACAGAGCUCAAGAUCUAGCCAAGGGUGUUAAUGUGAUUCGGAAAAUGGUUCAAUCGAAUGUUGAUAAGCGGCUGCUUAUGUGGGAGCAGUACUGUCUUGACCACUGUUUUGAAGUUCCUGAGGGGUUUGUGUUGCCCAAAAGUGAUGAAUCACCUGUGGAUAGUUCAGCAUUUCAAAGUGCAGUCCGCGAUCCAGAAGUGGAUGCCCAGUUGGAUUCGUUGAGGAACAAACUCUCCAAGGUUGGUGAGGAGUCUGCUGCACUGAACCGAGAGCUCCAAAUAUUGGAACAACAGUCUGCUUCUAGUGACCGUUUAUCUGCUCUUGUUAAUGAGACAUUGCAGUUAUAUGACCAAAACUCUUUUCAUGAGAUGUUCCAGGAGAUGGUUAAAACAUCAUCAGAACUUAAGAUGAAAACUGCAAAGCUGAUGACCAGAAGGGCUGAAAAAGUGAAGCAGAAUAAGAUAGAUAGGAUCUACAAUCGAUACAAAGAUUCAUCUGUGAUGAAUGACAGCAAAGGCUUCUCUGGUUCAAGGUUGGAAGAUCUUCAAGAAUUCUUACACAAUAUGAAAACAAUGUGA
This is a messenger RNA of Fragaria vesca subsp. vesca, 1054 nucleotides long. RefSeq lists its product as uncharacterized. The record is from RefSeq and is a predicted model, not a curated record. Lineage: Eukaryota; Viridiplantae; Streptophyta; Magnoliopsida; Rosales; Rosaceae. The transcript is spliced from 7 exons. Gene Ontology annotation, cellular component: chromosome, centromeric region; nucleus. Bases 320 to 1054 code for a protein of 244 amino acids. Gene Ontology annotation, biological process: mitotic cell cycle; protein localization to kinetochore; kinetochore assembly.